AUUCUGGUCAUCAUCAAAUCUCACUGAAUAAAAAAAAAUGUCGAAAAUCCGAUCAUCAUCAUCAUUAUUGAAUCGUAAUAAUCAUCCACAACGAACAUCUACGACAACUAGCGAAUCAUCAUCAAUGUCUAAAUUGCAAAAACAAAAUUCAUCAUCAUCAUCAUCAUUAUCGGCAACACAAUCAACCACCACAUCAACAUCAGCAUCGAAGACACCAAUGAAACCAAAAACAAUGAUAACAAAACGUAAAAAUCGUAAAAACAUAACAUUGGGUCUGAAAUUGGAGAUAAUUAAACGUUUGGAAAAAGGUGAAUCAAAUUCAUCCAUUUGUCAUGAAUAUAAUCUACCAUCAUCAACAGUGAGCACUAUACGUUCGAAAAAAGAACAGAUAAAAGCAUUCUGUAAAAAUAGUGCCAUCGUACAGAAUCAAUAUUAUCAAAUUUCAUAUGCACGUAAUAAUAAUCAAAAUAAUUUUAUCGAUGAAAUUGAAUUAUCAUUAUAUAAUUGGAUUAAACAUCGUAAUUAUUCAAUCGAUACUAUACGCUAUUCACAAGUACGUGAUAAGGCAUUGAAAUUAUUUGAAAAUGCUAAACGACAGCAACAAGAAACGAUGACAACAUUCAACGGUGGUAAUUAUGAUAAUAAUAAUAAUAAUAAUGGUAUUGAAAAAAUGGAAUUCAAACCAAGCCAUAGUUGGUUCGAACGUUUUCGUAAACGUUUUUGUUUUGAAAAUAUCGACCAAACCAAUGUUAAUGUCAAUAAUGAUAAUGAUGAUGAUGAUAAUAAUUCCUCAACAAUAACAACAUUUGUGAAUGGUAAUGAUAAUCAAUCGAAUGAUUUAUUUGAAAAUUGUUUUGCUGAACAUCCGAUUCAAUUGUCGAGAAUCAACAAUGGCAACAGUAAUCAUAAUCAUAAUGACGACAUCAUAACAAUGAUGAUGAAUUAUAAUGAUGAUCAUCAUAAUAAUCAUAUACCAAUAUCGAUUGAUGAACCAAUCACUGAUAAUAAUUAUUCAAAUGGAAUCGAUACUAGUCAACAACAAACCGCAAUAAUGUCAAAAAAUAAUUUUGAAAAUGACAUAAUGGAAUUAUUCUGGGGCAAAUUGGUGACAUCAAUUUUUGUUAAUGAAAAAAUCAAUAGUAACAAUAGCAGUGGUAAUGGUGGCAGUAGUGGCAAUCAACAACAACAACAACAACAAUCAAUUAAUCGUCUUGAUGCACAAUCAUUAGCAAUUGUAUUUAAAUUAAGUGAAGCAAUUAUUAAUAUACUUGAAUCAAGAGAUAAUGAUUUAAAACGUUUUCUUGGUUUCAAACAAAAUCUAGCACACAUAUUACAUCCAUAUCGUGAAAUUUAUAAUCAAAAACUUUCAUUGAUUAAAGAUUCAUUGAAAAAUCUUCAUCAACAUCAAAUGGUCACGCCACAAUCACGACGACGACAACAACGCAUCUAA
This is a messenger RNA of Dermatophagoides farinae (American house dust mite), 1450 nucleotides long. The record is from RefSeq and is a predicted model, not a curated record. NCBI's taxonomy places the organism in Eukaryota, Metazoa, Arthropoda, Arachnida, Sarcoptiformes, Pyroglyphidae.